Molecule: messenger RNA, 1795 nt
Organism: Condylostylus longicornis
Lineage: Eukaryota; Metazoa; Arthropoda; Insecta; Diptera; Dolichopodidae
Exons: 1
Coding region: 63-1151 (362 amino acids)
Source: RefSeq, a predicted model, not a curated record
UGGUAAAUUUUACACCAGGCGAAAAAUUUUUAACAAUCAAGAGAAAUGAUGAAAAUAAAAAUAUGUCGUCGGUGUCGCCUUUUUUACUUAAAAAAGUAAUACAGAAUAUUGCUGGUGAUGUACUUAGCUGUACAAAGAUAAGAGACGGUACUGUUCUAGUAAAAACUAAAAAUGUCGUACAAGCAGGUAAGCUAAUAAAACUAGUGAAAUUAAGUCCUGAAGUAAAUGUACUAGUGGAGGAACAUAAAACCUUAAAUGAAGUAAAAGGUGUUUUCUAUAGUCCCGAUCUUCAAUAUGUAUCAGACGAGGAAUUCCUAAAUGAAAUGAAGGAUCAGAAAAUAAUUGAAAUUAAAAGAUUUAAAAGGAAAACUGAUAAUGCUUUUAUUGAAACAGGACUUUAUUGUGUUAAAUUUUCGGUAACGAAGCUGCCAAAUGAAAUAUUUAUUGGUUAUCAAAGAUAUAGUGUCAGGCCUUUUAUACCUCUACCGCUUAGGUGUAUGAAAUGUUUAAACUUCAACCACUUAACUGAAAAUUGUAAAAAAGAAAAAAUGUGCUCGAAUUGUGGUGAACUGUACCAUUUGAUAGAUAAUGAAAAAUGUGCUAAACCUGAAAAAUGUGUAAAUUGUAAGGAUUCUCACAAUGCAUUUUACAAGAAAUGCCCUCGAUUCCUGAAAGAAAAGGAAAUCAAAACUAUUAAAAUAAAAGAGAACGUAGACAUGAAGGAAGCAAUCAGGAGAUAUAAUAUGCGUUUUCCAUUCGUAAGACCACUUUCUGAAAUACUUAAUAAUCAAAAGCAGGUAUGUCGAUGUAAAUGUUCGUGUAACAACAAAAUAACAGAUGAAGAUAAAAUCUCUGACAAAUCGAAAAUUGUUUUUGGGGAUGACAUGAAAAAAAAUGAACAUGAAAAUAAAAUAGAAAACAAGCCAAUUAUUCAGCCAAUUAUUCAGCCAAUUAACCCAAGUGCGAAUAUUACCAAAUCUAUAACAUUAGAAAAUGGCAAUAUAAUUUUACCAAAAAAUCUUUCAAAAAAACAAAAACGAGAAAUUAAAAAACAAAUAAGUAAGAACAAAAAACCAAAAACUGAUGAGAAAGAUGACUCGAGCACCACUAGCAGCAUUGGGGAUCUUGACAUGGUAGAUAAUUUUGAAUAAAUGUCUGUUUUAUAUAAUAUAAUACAGUGGAAUGCCGAUGGCCUUUAUAGUCAUUACGAAGAUUUUGAAUUACUGAUUAAGAAAUACAACCCUUUUGCAAUAGGUAUACAAGAAACAAAAUUUAACAAAAACCAUGUGCCUAACAAAAAGAAUUAUGAAGUUUAUUACAAAAAUGUACUAUCAAAUACGGUUGCCCAUGGAGGAGUAGCCAUAUAUGUACACACUUUAUAUAAAUCCGAAGAAAUAGUUAUAAAUUCUAACAUCCAAGUAGUAGCAGUCAAAAUAUUUUUUCCAAUAAAGUUCAUUUUAUGCAACAUCUACUUAGAAAAUAAUGUUAAUAUAAAUAAAGCAGAUUUAGUUAAUAUUUUUCAACACUUCGAUUGUCCCUUCUUGUUGGUUGGAGACUUCAACUGCCAUAAUUAUUUAUGGGGUUCACAAAAAAUUGACAGGAGAGGAAAAAUGAUAGAAGAGAUUAUAGAUGACCUUGACCUUAUACUAAUGAAUAAUGGAAAUCCAACUUUUUUUAGCUUCUCUCACAAAACUCAUAGCUGUAUUGACUUAUCUAUUUGUACACCUAUAAUUCAAAAUUAUUUCAACUGGACUAUAGAAGAAAACCUUUUUAAUAGUGACCACUAUCCGAUUGU